Symphalangus syndactylus (siamang) is the source of this 8599-nucleotide messenger RNA. It is a transcript of the gene SMG6, whose product is annotated as SMG6 nonsense mediated mRNA decay factor. Gene Ontology annotation, biological process: nuclear-transcribed mRNA catabolic process, nonsense-mediated decay. Lineage: Eukaryota; Metazoa; Chordata; Mammalia; Primates; Hylobatidae. Gene Ontology annotation, cellular component: telomerase holoenzyme complex. Gene Ontology annotation, molecular function: telomeric repeat DNA binding; protein binding; telomerase RNA binding. The record is from RefSeq and is a predicted model, not a curated record.
GGGGGCGGGGAAAGGCCGGGAGGUGGGCGAGCGCGCGCGCCGCCUGUCUGUGGUGGUUUCCUGGCUGCGCGCGGCGGUGGCGGAGUAGCUACGGCUGUAGCAGCAGCCGCGAAGAUGGCGGAAGGGCUGGAGCGUGUGCGGAUCUCCGCGUCGGAGCUGCGCGGGAUCCUGGCUACUCUGGCCCCGCAGGCCGGGAGCAGAGGCUUCCGAAAGCUGCGCCACUGGAGGGAUCCGGGACCUCAGACUGCUCGGGUUUGGCCCUGGCAUGUGUGGGAGCAGUUUUUAUUAGAAUGCUCAAUUUGCAAGUUAAUUUCAAGUCUCCAGCCACGUCAGGAAAAAAACAUGAAGGAAUUAAAGGAGGCCAGGCCACGCAAAGAUAACAGGCGUCCAGAUCUGGAAAUCUAUAAGCCUGGCCUUUCUCGGCUAAGGAACAAGGCUAAAAUCAAGGAACCCUCUGGGAGUGAGGAAAUCAAAGAUGAAAUCGUUAAUGACCGAGAUUGCUCUGCUGUUGAAAAUGGUAUACAGCCCGUUAAAGAUGUCUGCAAGGAACUGAACAACCAACAGCAGAAUGGUCCUAUAGACCCAGAAAAUAAUCGGGGACAAGAAUCCUUUCCUAGGACUGCUGGACAAGAGGAUCGUAGUCUAAAAAUUAUCAAAAGAACAAAGAAACCAGACCUGCAGAUCUAUCAGCCUGGACGACGGUUGCAGACUGUUAGCAAAGAAUCAGCCAGUCGGGUGGAGGAGGAAGAAAUCCUCAACCAGAUAGAACAACUGAGAGUAGAGGAAGAUGAGUGUAGGGGAAAUGUUGCGAAAGAGGAAGUUGUGAAUAAACCAGACAGGGCUGAGACAGAAAAGAGCCCAGGUGGUGACAGAGUAAGGGCUGCAAAGGGAGAAAAAGGAAAGAGGGUUGAAAAAGGGGAGGGGAUGAGGAAAACCAAUGAUGACCCGGCCCAGGGGAAGCCAGGUUCUGCAAAGCGCUACUCCCGCUCAGACAAACGAAGGAAUCGCUACCGCACGUGCAGUACCAGCUCAGCUGGCAGCAACAACAGCGCUGAGGGAGCUGGCCUGACUGAUAACGGAUGUCGCCGCCGCCGACAGGAUAGGACCAAGGAGAGGCCACGACUGAAGAAGCAAGUGUCUGUGUCCUCAACCGAUUCCUUAGAUGAGGACAGAAUUGAUGAGCCUGAUGGAUUAGGACCCAGGAGAAGUUCAGAAAGGAAGAAACAUUUAGAAAGAAACUGGUCUGGCCGUGGGGAGGGCGAGCAGAAAAGCAAUGGUAAAGAAAAUCGAGGCACUCUUCAUGUCACUUUCGAUGCAGAAGCCAUGAACAAAGAGUCUCCCGUGGUGAGGUCAGCCAGGGAUGAUAUGGAUAGAGGAAAGCCUGACAAAGGCUUGAGCAGUGGGGGCAAAGGCUCUGAGAAGCAGGAGUCCAAAAACCCGAAACAAGAACUUCGGGGUCGUGGUCGUGGCAUUCUGAUUCUGCCUGCCCACACCACCCUAUCUGCCAAUUCAGCAGGUUCUCCAGAGUCCGCACCUUUGGGACCUCGGCUUUUGUUUGGAUCUGGUAGUAAGGGACCUCGGAGUUGGGGCCGUGGAGGCACCACACGCCGAUUGUGGGACCCAAACAAUCCUGAUCAGAAACCUGCUCUAAAGUCUCAGACGCCCCAGCUACAUUUCUUGGACACUGAUGAUGAAGUCAGCCCUACAUCUUGGGGUGACUCACGCCAGGCUCAAGCAUCUUACUAUAAGUUUCAAAACUCUGACAACCCCUAUUAUUACCCCCGGGCACCAGGCCCUGCCUCCCAGUAUCCCUAUAUGGGCUAUAACCCUCUACAGUACCCAGUGGGCCCUACGAAUGGUGUGUACCCAGGGCCUUACUACCCAGGCUACCCGGCUCCGUCAGGACAGUAUGUAUGUAGCCCUCUACCUGCCAGCACCAUGAGUCCCGAGGAGCUAGAGCAGCAUAUGAGGAAUCUGCAGCAACAGGAGCUGCACAGGCUUCUCCGGGUGGCUGACAACCAGGAACUGCAGCUCAGCAACCUGCUCUCCAGGGACCGCAUCAGUCCGGAGGGCCUGGAGAAGAUGGCGCAACUCAGAGCUGAACUGCUGCAGCUUUAUGAGCGCUGUAUUCUAUUAGACAUUGAGUUCUCUGAUAAUCAGAAUGUGGAUCAGAUCCUGUGGAAGAAUGCUUUCUAUCAGGUGAUUGAGAAGUUCAGGCAACUUGUCAAGGAUCCGAAUGUUGAGAACCCAGAACAGAUUCGGAACAGACUCUUGGAGCUCUUGGAUGAGGGUAGUGACUUCUUUGAUAGUUUGCUUCAGAAGCUGCAGGUUACUUACAAGUUCAAACUGGAAGACUACAUGGAUGGUCUUGCCAUUCGCAGCAAACCAUUACGCAAGACAGUAAAAUAUGCCUUGAUCAGUGCCCAACGAUGCAUGAUAUGCCAAGGAGAUAUUGCUAGGUACCGGGAGCAAGCCAGUGAUACAGCGAACUAUGGGAAAGCACGCAGUUGGUACCUGAAGGCCCAGCACAUUGCUCCCAAGAAUGGGCGCCCCUAUAACCAGUUGGCUUUGCUGGCAGUGUAUACGAGGAGGAAGCUUGACGCUGUCUAUUACUAUAUGCGCAGUUUAGCUGCCAGCAACCCUAUCCUGACUGCCAAGGAGAGUCUCAUGAGCUUGUUUGAAGAGACCAAGCGGAAGGCAGAGCAGAUGGAAAAGAAGCAACAUGAGGAAUUUGAACUGAGCCCUGACCAAUGGCGGAAAGGAAAGAAGUCUACUUUGCGGCAUGUUGGAGAUGACACCACUCGCCUGGAGAUCUGGAUUCAUCCAUCCCAUCCACGGUCUUCCCAGGGCACUGAGUCUGGGAAAGAUUCUGAGCAAGAGAAUGGGCUGGGCAGCCUGAGUCCCAGUGAUCUGAACAAAAGGUUCAUCCUCAGUUUUCUCCAUGCCCAUGGGAAGCUGUUUACCCGGAUUGGGAUGGAGACUUUCCCUGCAGUGGCUGAGAAGGUCCUCAAGGAGUUCCAGGUGUUACUGCAGCACAGCCCCUCUCCCAUUGGAAGUACCCGCAUGCUGCAGCUUAUGACCAUCAAUAUGUUUGCGGUACACAACUCCCAGCUGAAAGACUGCUUCUCGGAGGAGUGCCGCUCUGUGAUCCAGGAACAAGCCGCAGCUCUGGGCUUGGCCAUGUUUUCUCUACUGGUCCGGCGCUGCACCUGCUUACUUAAGGAGUCUGCCAAAGCUCAGCUGUCCUCUCCUGAGGACCAGGAUGACCAAGACGACAUCAAGGUGUCUUCCUUUGUCCUGGACCUGAAGGAGCUGCUCCCCAGUGUCAAAGUCUGGUCAGAUUGGAUGCUCGGCUACCCGGACACCUGGAAUCCUCCUCCCACAUCCCUGGAUCUGCCCUCGCAUGUUGCUGUGGAUGUGUGGUCGACGCUGGCUGAUUUCUGUAACAUACUGACUGCAGUCAAUCAGUCUGAGGUGCCACUGUACAAGGACCCGGAUGAUGACCUCACCCUUCUUAUCCUGGAAGAGGAUCGGCUUCUCUCGGGCUUUGUCCCUUUGCUGGCUGCCCCUCAGGACCCCUGCUACAUGGAGAAAACCUCGGAUAAGUGUCCCAGGGUAACCCGCAGAAGCAAAGACAAGUCCUCUCUGGAAAAAAGCAGCUUCAACUCAGGCCACAAAGGAUUCCCAUGGAUACAGUUCCAUGGAAAUCAGCCCACAGCCUUUAAUAUACUUAAAGUAAAUAAUUGUCAUUCCCAACAAAGCUAUCUUGUAAAGGAUAAACAAAGGUGACCAGGCAUGGUGGGUCAUGCCUGUAAACCCACCACUUAGGGAGGUCAAGACAGGAGGAUCACUUGAGCUCUGGAGUUCCAGACCCGGCUGGGAAACAUGAUGAGACCCCAUCUCUACAAAAAGAUUUAAAAAUUAAUGGCCAGGUGCUGUGGCUCACGCCUGUAACCCCAGCACGUUGGGAGGCCGAGGCGGGCAGAUCACCUCAAGUAAGGAGUUCGAAACCAGCCUGGUCUCGAGGUCAACAAGGUGAAACCCCGUCUCUACUGAAAAUACAAAAAUUCGGCCGCCCCGUCUGGGAAGUGAGGAGCGCCUCUGCCCGGCCACCCAUCGUCUGGGAAGUGAGGAGCGCCUCUGCCCGGCCGCCCUGUCUGGGAAGUGAGGAGCGCCUCUGCCCGGCCGCCCAUCAUCUGGGAAGUGAGGAGCGCCUCUGCCCGGCCACCCAUCAUCUGGGAAGUGAGGAGUGCCUCUGCCCGGCCACCCAUCGUCUGGGAAGUGAGGAGCCCCUCUGCCCAGCCACCCAUCGUCUGGGAACUGAGGAGCGCCUCUGCCAGGUCACCCAUCGUCUGGGAAGUGAGGAGCGCCUCUGCCCGGCUGCCCCGUCUGGGAAGAAGUUAGGAGCGCCUCUGCCCGGCCGCCCCGUCUGGGAAGAAGUGAGGAGCGUCUCUGCCCGGCCGCCCCGUCUGGGAAGAAAUGAGCAACGCGUCUACCCGGUCGCCCCGUCUGGGAAAUGAGGAGCGUCUCUGCCUGGCUGCCCUGUCUGGGAAGAAGUGAGGAGCGUCUCUGCCUGGCCGCCCCGUCUGGGAAGUGAGGAGCGCCUCUGCCCAGCCGCCCCGUCUGGGAUGUGGGGAGUGCCUCUGCCCGACCGCCCCGUCUGGGAGGUCUACCUCGGAGGCCAGAAGCAAUGUGGGGGCUGGACGUGGUGGCUCACGCCUGUGGUCCCGGCACUCUGGGGGGCCGAGGUGGGUUGAUCACUUGAGGCUAGGAGUUUGAGACCAGCCUGGCCAACAUGGCGAAACAUAUGAAAAAUACAACAGACAAACCAACCAACCAACUCAGUGACAACAAAACAGGUCUACCCUGGAGUCAUACUCUAAUUUUUUCUAUUUUCCUCCCUUUCUGAUCCUUUAUCCCACUUUCUUUUUCUUCCUCUUCCUUCUGCUUCUUCUUUGUCAAAUAGAGGAUUGAGUUAUUAUCACUGAUCCAUAUAAAGUCCCUCUCUCAUUUAUUUUAAUUCCCACCCCCCAUUUCUAUUCCCCAACUUCCCAUGUGCAACCUUCCUAAUAUGUUUAAUACGCAUCUUUUUGUUUGUAUGUAUUUUUAGAAAAUGUUUAUUGUUUUUGUGUGCAAAAAAAAAUUAAUAAAAAAAAAAAGAAAAUACAAAAAUUAGCUGGGCGUGGUGGCAGGCACCUGUAAUCCCAGCUACUCGGGAGCCUGAGGCAGGAGAAUCACUUGAACCCGGGAGGCGGACGUUGCAGUGAGCCGAGAUCACACCAUUGCACUCCAGCCUGGGCAACAAGAGUGAAACUCCAAUCUCAAAAAAAAAAAAAAAAAAAAAGCUGGCCGUGGUGGCAUGCGCUUACAGUCCCAGCUACUUGGGAGGCUAAGUGGGGAGGAUCCCUUAAGUCCAGGAGUUUCAGCCUUCAGUGAGCCAUGAUCCUGCCACUGCAGCCAAAACUGAUCAAAUUGUACACUUUAAGUAUGUGCAGUUUUAGUACACUUCAGUUAUACCCCAGUACAGUUGUGGAGAAAAAAUCUAAAAGAAUACUUUUAACCCCUUUAGCUUAAAAAGAUACAAUUUAUUAUUUACUAACUACAAAAUAAGAGUGAAGACAUUUUAAUACCCUUUUUAAAUUUUAAUCAAUUUAUUCAGAUGUAAUUCACAUUCCAUGAAGUUCAACCUUUUAAAAUACACAAUUCCGUUGUUUCAUUAUAUUCGUAGAGCAAUACAACAAUCACCACUAAUUUCAGAACAUUUUAUCACCUCAAAAAGAAACCCUCUACCUGUUGUGUUAUCUCCAUUUUCCCCUCUUCUAGCCCCUGUUAACCACUAGUUUACUUUCCGUCUCUCUAAAUUUGCCUCUUCUGCUUCUUUCAUACGAAUGGAAUCAUAUAAUUAUGUGGCCUUUUGUAUCUGGCAUCUUCUGGUUUGCUUAAUGUUUUAAGGUUCAUCCAUGUCACAGCCCAUAUCAGUACUUCAUUCCUUUUUAUGCCUGAAUCAUAUUCCAUUAUAUGGUAAUUCCACAUUUUGUUUAUCCAUUCAUCAGUUUCAUAAACAUUUAGGUUGUUUGCAUUUUUUGGCUAUUAUGAAUAAUGUUGAUGUGAACGUUUGUAUAUGAGUUUUUAUGUGGACAUAUGUUUUCAUUUCUCUUAGAUAUAUAUACCUAGAAAUAGUAUUGUUUGGUCAUAUGGUAAACUGUGUUUAACUGUUGGAGGAACUUCCACACUAGACAGUUUUCCAGAGCAACUGCAACAUUUUACAUUCUCACUAGCAGCAAAUGUAUGAGGGUUCAAUUUCCCUACAUCUUCACCAACACUUGUUAUUAUUGUCUUUUUUAUUAUAGCCAUCCUAGUAUGUGUGAAGUGGUAUCUCAAUUGUGAUUUUCACUUGCAUUUCUCAAUAACUAAUGAUGUUGAACAGCUUUUCAUGUGUUCAGUGGCUAUUGGUAUUUCUUUGGAAUACUAUUCAAAUAUUUGCCUACUUUUUUUUUUUUUUUUUUUUUUUUGAGGCAGAGUUUUGUUCUUGUUGCCCAGGCUGGAGUACAAUGGCGCAAUCUUGGCUCACUGAAACCUCCACCUCCUAGGUUCAAGCAAUUCUUCCGCCUCAGCCUCCCAAGUAGCUGGGAUUACAGGCAUGCACCACCACGCCUGGCUAAUUUUUUUUUUGUAUUUUUAGUAGAGACAGGGUUUCUCCAUGUUGGUCAGGCUGGUCUCGAACUCCUGGCCUCAAGUGAUCUGCCCACCUCAGCCUCCCAAAGUGCUGGGAUUACAGGCUUGAGCCACCACACCCAGCCGUAUUUGCCUACUUUUAAAAUUGGGUUGUCUUUUAUUGUUGAGUUGUAGGAGUUCAUAGAUAGAUAGAUAGAUAGAUAGAUAGAUAGAUAGCUUACAUUAAGUUGUAGGAGUUCAUAGAUAGAUAGACAGACAGGGUCUCACUAUGUUGCCCAGGCUGGUUUUGAACUCCUGGGCUCCAGUGAUCCUCCUGCCUUGGCCUCCCAAAGUGCUGGGAUUACAGGCAUGAGCCGCCAUACCCAGCCUUGAUUUGCAGGAGUUCUUUUAGAUUCUGGAUACAAGUGCUUUAUCAGAUAAAUGAUUUACAAAUAUUUUCUCCCUCCUGUGAUUUGAUUGUCCUUGUACUUUUUUGAAUGUUUUAAUUUUUACGAAGUCCAAUUAAUCUGGUUUAUUUUAUUUUGUUACUUGUGCUUUGGUGUUAUAAAGACAUUUUUAAACAAUAAGGACUGGGAGAAGCUGGUGCGCACCUGUAUUCCCAGCCACUUGGGAGGCUGAGACAGGAGGAUCGCUGGAGCCCAGGCACUGGAGUCCAGCCAUAGUGAGAUCCUGUCCCCCCGCCAAAAACAAAAUAGAGUUUAUCACCAAAUAUCCUCACUAAACAAAGUUUCUUCUACCUGAAGUACAUACUUUAGAAAAGUAUCCUAGAUUCCAAAGAAAUGGUGAACAAUGAUUGUAACUAUAAAAUUGGAUCAGAUUGAUUACAAAAGAACCAUAGAGUUAAAAGUUUCCUUAGAAGACAUCAGGGCCAGUCUUGUCAUCUAAUGAAAAAAUAGUCCUCCAGUGUUCUCAAUGGCCUCUGCUCCAGAUGCUUCCCCAGAAUUUACUCUAUUAUGAGACAGUCACUAUAAAAAGUUCCUCCUCAGACUGAGUGAGGUGGCUUGUGCCUGUCAUCUCAGCACUUUGGGAGGCCAAGGUGGGAGGAUCACUUGAGCCCAGGAGUUCAAGACCAGCCAUGCAACAUAGCAAGACCCUGCCUCUACAAAAAAUUGUUUAAAAAAUUAGCGGGUAUGGUGUGCACACCUGUGGUCCUAGCCAUUCAAGUGGCUGAGGCAGGAGGAUCACUUGAGCCCAGGAUUUCAAGGUUACAGUGAGCUGUGAUUGUGCCACUGCACUCCAGCCUGGGUGACAGAGCAAGACCGCUUCUCUAAAAGAAUAAAAAGUUCCUUCUCAAACUGAACACAGCCUGCCUUCCUGUAAUUCCCACUGAAUGAUUUUUAAAAAGUUUUCUCAAAAUCACAAAGUCUGUUUUUUCUAUAUCUGACACACCUUAGUUAUACUUGAAAUUCUCUUUACGUUUUCUUUUCUCUAAGCUAAACAAACUAGUGCAAUCAAAUAGAUUCUUGGCCAGUGCUGCAAAAUAUUAUAGGACUUUAUGUAAUGAUGCAGUGUUUAAUACUGUAAUGAUAGAAAGUUACUAUUUCUGCACCAUCCUGUAUUGUAGCCACUGGCCACAUGUGACUUUUGAAUACUUGAAAUGUGGCUAGUGCAACAGAAAAACAAAUCUUCAUGUAAUUAAAUUGAAAUACCCACAUGUGGUUAGUGGCUACUGUGUUAAACUGCAAUUCUAGAUCAUUCUCCUGGCAAGAUUUCUCUGUGCCACUACCAGCAGCAUCAGAUUCACCUGGGAACUUGUAAUGUUUUAGGGCCUACCUCAGCCUUUUGAAUCAUAAACACUUGAGGGUGGAGCCCAGCAAUCUCAUUUAACAAGAUCUCCAGGUGAUUCCAAUGCACUAAUACUUGAAAGCCAAUUCCAGUUUGUCGAGGCUUCUGUAAAAAGCAGUGCUCAGACAAGGUCUGACAU